CAAACGCAAACAGUUUCAGUGUGGUGAACAUCAGCUCAUGCAGGAAUCUGGAGUUUCUACUUCACAGGCGUAAUGCACCUGCAGAAUGAAUGACCCUGGGCUGAUUCAGCAGUCACCGUGAAUGUUAAUAUUAUGGCAUAUUAUAGCAUCCCAGAAUAAAUGUGUGAGAAAAACAGAUGGACACAUGGAGUCCUAAAUAAACUAGUUUGGAUAUCCCUCUCACGCAGAACUACAAACAUUUCCAAGCUUUCCUAUUUCGACAACUAAUAACAAUGACAAUCAGAGCCCUGUGUUGGGUGGUUCUGGUGGCCUUCAUCGCACUGACUAUUUGUGGAAACAUACUGGUUUGUAUGGCCGUGGCCACCAGUCGCCGUCUGCACCAGCUUAGUAGCUGUUUUAUACUAUCCCUGGCCGUGACAGACCUACUUCUAGGUUUGCUAGUACUGCCACUUUCUGCCAUGCUGGAACUGCGCAAUGGGAAGUGGCCUCUUGGGGGUGUUUUCUGCAAUAUCUACAUCUCUCUGGAUGUAAUGCUGAGCAGUGCUUCGAUCCUGACUCUACUGGCCAUUAGUGUUGACCGCUACCUUGCCAUUUCUAACCCGCUCUUCUAUCCCAGGAGGGUCACACCUCGACGGGUGGCGAUCGCUCUGACUGUGAUCUGGACGUGCUCUCUAGCGGUGUCCUUUGUGUCUAUAAACCUAGGCUGGAACUCACCGGACUUCAGAGUGCAGAAUCUGGACUGGAGCAUGUGGGAUGAGGGAGAGGAAGGCAGGACCUGCCGCUACGAGUGGAAUAAUAAUUAUGUGCUGCUGAAAGCGUUUGGAAUCUUCUACCUCCCUCUGCUGGUCAUGUGUGGAAUGUACCAUCGCAUAUUCUGUGUUGCACGGGAGCAGGUGCGGCGUAUUCGGGCAGCCACUCCAUCCUCUGCACAGGCUGCACAUGCAGCUGCCACUGCACGAGAACACAAAGCCACAGUGACCCUCGCUGCAGUGCUUGGUGCUUUCAUCAUUUGCUGGUUCCCCUAUUUCACCUACUUCACAUACAUGGGAAUGUGGUCGAUUCACCCAAACAAACUGACCCACUCCAUUGUUCUUUGGUUGGGAUACCUCAACUCUGCACUGAAUCCCAUCCUUUAUCCAGCCUUAAACAGGGAUUUCCGUCAGGCGUGUGGACAGUUGCUCUGUAGGUGUGGGAAAAAGGGAGAUUUCAACACUUCCAGAAGAAAGACAUUCAUAGCUUUAGGUACCAUUAAAGUCCUUAAAGGCUCACUGGCCCACUAGAACUCAUUUUACACUGCAGGGAUUAUUACAACAUCCCAAAACAGCUAUGACUGAUCAAUGGCUAUGUCAGACUCAACAAUAGAACUUCAAAAUGAGAGAGAUUUUGUCCGCUCAAACUAUAUUUGGUGAAAAAACGCAACAUUAUUCUGAUAAUACUAUU
Danio aesculapii is the source of this 1440-nucleotide messenger RNA. RefSeq names its product histamine receptor H2b (gene hrh2b). The record is from RefSeq and is a predicted model, not a curated record. Lineage: Eukaryota; Metazoa; Chordata; Actinopteri; Cypriniformes; Danionidae. The transcript is spliced from 3 exons. Gene Ontology annotation, biological process: chemical synaptic transmission; G protein-coupled receptor signaling pathway, coupled to cyclic nucleotide second messenger. Bases 273 to 1280 code for a protein of 335 amino acids. Gene Ontology annotation, cellular component: membrane; dendrite. Gene Ontology annotation, molecular function: G protein-coupled serotonin receptor activity; neurotransmitter receptor activity.